CCUUUUCGGUUCAAAUUGUAUUGAUUAAGACAAUCAUGGUAGUGGAUCAUGUGGAAAUAGCAGAAGAAAGCAAUUUACAUACUGAACGAAAAUAUCAAAAGGAUGCUAAAAUUGGUGAAGGUACCUAUGCUGUGGUAUAUAGAGGAAGACGUAUAUCUGAUGGAAGAAAAGUUGCUGUGAAAAAAAUAAAAAUGGGUCAGUUCAAGGAUGGAUUGGAUCUUACCGCGAUUCGUGAAGUUAAAUAUCUUCAAGAGCUUAGACAUCCAAAUAUUAUUGAAUUAAUCGAUGUCUUUUCACACCGUACCAAUCUGAACCUUGUAUUGGAAUUUUUGAACUCGGAUUUGGAACAAGUGAUCAAGAACAAAUCUCUAUUAUUUAUGCCUGCGGAUAUCAAGUCUUGGAUGUUGAUGAUGUUACGAGGUUUAGACCAUUGUCAUCGUCACUUUAUAUUACAUAGGGAUAUGAAACCAAACAAUUUGUUAUUGACGGAACAAGGUGUUUUGAAAAUUGCAGAUUUCGGGUUAGCAAGAGACUGGGGUGAUCCAAAUAAGUGUAUGACAUCUCAAGUGGUGACACGUUGGUAUAGAUCGCCUGAACUAUUAUUUGGUGCUAAAGAAUAUUCAUAUGCGGUGGACAUUUGGGCUGUAGGUUGUAUCUUUGCUGAACUCAUGUUAAGAACUCCUUAUGUGGCUGGUGAUUCCGAUAUGGAUCAAUUAACAAAAAUCUUCCAUGCUCUUGGUACACCUACUGAAGCUGAUUGGCCUGGAUUGACAAGUUUACCGGAUUAUAUUCAAUUUAAACCAUUCCCCAAGGUACCAUUACAUCAAUACUUCACUGCGGCUGGACGGGAUGCUAUUGACUUGUUGGAAAAAAUGUUGGUGUUUGAUCCAAAUCAACGAUGGACAACGGAUGAGUGCCUUGGACAUUCUUACUUUAGAAAUAUGCCUUUACCUACCGAACCACACAAACUACCCAAAAACGAUCCUGAUAGUUAUUAGUCUUAUUUAAACGCAAAACACACACAUCUAUCUUGUAAAUUUGAUUCAUCUUUUCUUCUUGUUACUUUUCAUGAUUAUCCAUUCACACACGUAUAUAUACUACUUCCAUUUCAGUAUGAUAUUUUAUUUUUGUAUAUAUCAUUUUGUAAAAUCAAAUAAAAAAAAAAA
This is a messenger RNA of Halteromyces radiatus, 1166 nucleotides long. Its product is annotated as kinase-like domain-containing protein. Gene Ontology annotation, molecular function: RNA polymerase II CTD heptapeptide repeat kinase activity; cyclin-dependent protein serine/threonine kinase activity; ATP binding. The record is from RefSeq and is a predicted model, not a curated record. Gene Ontology annotation, cellular component: nucleus; transcription factor TFIIH holo complex; transcription factor TFIIK complex. The coding region runs from base 36 to 998 and encodes 320 amino acids. The transcript is spliced from 6 exons. Lineage: Eukaryota; Fungi; Mucoromycota; Mucoromycetes; Mucorales; Cunninghamellaceae. Gene Ontology annotation, biological process: protein phosphorylation; positive regulation of transcription by RNA polymerase II.